CUCCCAUGAAAGAGCCCAGUGUGUGCUGUCCGUGAGCGCGUACGAGUCGAGCGUGUGAGGGGCGGCUCCUCCCCAGACGCACGCACAUCGACGAGGACCAGCAGACUGAGGGGGUGUGCCGCGCUCUGGACUUUGGAGUGUGCGCUCCUCGGUGUGAAGGGUACAAAGUGUGUGUGUGUGCGCGCGCGGGCAGUGAGAGGCCAACUCUCCAUCUGGCGCCUGAGCGCUCCCUCCUCGCAGAGCCCGCCAUGAGUGUGUGUCGCCUCGCGCUCCUCGCCGCGCUCGUGCUGCUCCCCCUAGGAGGAGAAGCGAGCGCCCAAGCCGCUCUGCGCUGGUGCGCCGUGGCCCCGCUAGAGAUGGACAAGUGCGCCGCCAUGUCCCGGUCGCUGUCCGCCGCCGCCGUGACCCCUUCAGUGCGCUGCGUGGCCGCCGAGUCCCCGACAGACUGCGCGCUCAAGCUGCGGAAUAAUGAAGUAGAUGCCUUCUCGCUGAGCUCCAAAGACAUUUAUACCUUGGGGAAGGAAACAACCUUCAAAAUUGCAGCUGGAGAGUCAAAUAGCGAUGGAGAGGGAACAGUUUACUAUGCUGUAGCAGUUGUCAGAAAGGACAACGAGGUCAUCAGCAUCAACAACCUCAAGGGGAGAAAGUCGUGCCAUACGGGCAAGGGCCGCACCGCUGGCUGGAACAUGCCCGUUGGGUACCUGAUCGACAGUGGCAGGAUGUCUGUCAUGAGUUGCAACAUUGCAGAAGGAGUGGCGGAUUUCUUCAGCGCCAGCUGUAUCCCGGGUGCGAAUGAAACAGGAGAUCCAUCUAACCUGUGUCAGCUGUGUAUUGGUGAUGAAACGGGACAGAACAAAUGUGCCAGCAGCGACAAGGAGAGAUACUUUUCCUAUAGUGGUGCUUUCAGGUGUCUGGCUGAAAACACGGGUGAGGUUGCCUUUGUAAAACACACUACUGUCAUGGAGAACACUGAUGGGAACAACCCUGCAGCCUGGGCUGCUGGCCUGAGCUCGCAGGACUUUGAGCUGCUCUGCCCAGACGGGAGACGCGCAGCUCCAUUAGACUACAGGAGGUGCAACCUGGCCCGGGUCCCAGCGAGAGGCAUCGUGGUCGGCAGCGGCGUCAACAGCUUGGAGGUCUUCAACAUGCUGGACGAAGGACGGAGGCACUUUAAUAUGUUUUUGUCAGAACCCUUCGGGGGUAAAGACCUGAUGUUCAGUGACACUUCCACACACUUUAUUCUGGCUGAAAGCGAAGACUAUAAGUUGUGGAUGGGACCACGGUACUUCAACAACCUCAGAGCGAUGGACUGCAGCUCAAAAGAUAUUCCACUGCAGCUGCGCUGGUGCGUGCUGUCUCAUGGAGAGCUGCUGAAGUGUGCAGACAUGGCCGCUGCCUUCAAGAACAGGUCUUUGACGCCCAACAUUCAGUGUGUUUCGGGGACGUCCGGCGAAGACUGCAUGCAGAAGAUACAGAACGGGGACGCUGAUGCCAUCACGCUGGAUGGGGGCUUCAUUUACACGGCAGGGAAAACCUACGGACUGGUGCCCGCAGCAGGGGAGAGCUACACAGGCGACGUGGAUGGCAGCAUUUACUAUGCCGUGGCUGUGAUAAAGAAGUUUGGCACGAGCAUCAGCAGCUUCGGUGAUCUGCGGGGCAGGACGUCAUGCCACACGGGCUACGGCAGGACCGCCGGCUGGAACAUUCCCGUGGGCGUCCUCACCGAACAGGGCCUCAUUCGGCCCCAGUCGUGCCAGGUAGCUCAGGCUGCUGGGGCAUUCUUCAAGGCCAGCUGUGUCCCUGGAGCGGACCAGGAGGGCUUUCCCAGUAAUCUCUGUGAGCAGUGCGCCGGUGACGCCAGCGGCCAGAACAAGUGCGUCAGGGGGAAGGACCUGUACGACGGCUACAACGGGGCCUUCAGGUGCCUUGUAGCUGGUGCUGGAGACGUGGCCUUUGUGAAACACACCACCGUUUUCCAGAACACAGAUGGAAACUCCACAGACUCGUGGGCCAUUAACCUGCAGUCGAAGGACUUCCAGCUGCUGUGUUCCCAUGGGUCACGGGCUGAGGUCACCCAGUAUGCCCACUGCAAUCUGGCUCGGGUUCCCUCACAUGCGGUCAUGGUGCGGCCUGACACCAAUGUCCACGUUGUCUUUGGCCUUCUGGAACGAGCCCAAAGAUACUAUGGCAAAGACAUGGCUUCCACCUUCCACAUGUUCGACUCGUCCAGCUACUCGGGGUACGACCUCAUCUUCAAAGACUCCACGGUGAGGAUGAUCGCUGUGGGGGACAGGAAGACCUACGAGGAGUGGCUGGGACAGAGCUAUUUGGAUGCCCUCAGGCUCAUGGAGUGCAGCUCUGCGGCCACGGCUCUGUCUACGUCGCCACACUUGCUCUUGGCCCUGCUUGGCUUCAUGCUCCACCACUUCACCAUGUAACAGGAGUGUACCCUGCCCUCAGUGUGCGCGUGUGGACAACCCUCCAUCUUUCCUUCCUUCCUUCCUUCCUUCCGUAGCUCUUCAGCUUCGCUCAUCGCUGACUCGGAUGCAGCUUGUCAAAUGAAGGUCGUGGUUCUGCACGACGUCGCUGACGCGAGCAGACGCUUUAGGCGUACGCCGGAGGAACGCAACCCCACCAACGGUGUUUCAGAGGCAGAUUAUUGUUCAUUUUUUAGCCUUUAGCUUAACUUGUUGAUCCAAGUGGUUUUGAUCUAACACACUUUGUCUUUGCUUCACCUGUGUGAAAAUGAAUGUUCUCUUCAAAGGCUUUAUGUCAUAAACUGUCCCAAGAGUUGUGUCGGCUGAUGCAGCUCUUCUGUGUACGUGCACAGCAUAUAGCGUUUGUUUUUCUUUAGGGCAAAUGCCAUAUCGGUGUGUAUGCCUUACCUGUUACAGACGUCACUGUUGAGUGUUUCUUUAGGCAUGUAGGUUCUUCUUCACUUAAUGUGAACUACUUGAAGGCACAUGCCAUAUCAGGGAAUAUGCAGUGUCUUGCGUGUUUCAUAGCCAGUGUGACUUAAUGCCAUGUCAGUGAAUAUGCACUAGUUUUGCACUUUUUCUUUCCCGCUUUCUACUGCACAGACGUAAGCGAGGAGGCCUGCUGGCUGUGCAACACACAGACAGAGAUCACAGUUAGAUCUUAUUCCAGGCUCACGUUCAUUAUUCCACUUGUAAAAGUACACCUUAGGCUGGAUACAACAAUCUAGCAUGCAAAACUGGCCGCGGUGAAGACCAUAAAGACGGAGAUGUAAUGAACUGAGGAAGAACUUCACUGAUGAUCACAUGAUGGAGUGAUGCUUUGCUGUCGUAUUGGUGUACAUUGACACCGCACUAUUCACCAUUCCUAGAUUUUUCUUUACCUUCUAUAUGAUGGCAAAUCCUGCAUCAGACUCAAUUUGGAAUGCUUGGUGCACAAUGGUUGAGUAAUUUUUUCAAUAUAUAUUGCUGACAGGUGUUUAGAAUUGAGAUGUCAUUUUCAUAUGAUUUCAACCAGUUGAUAGCAGCACAUGAUGCACCAAAAUGAAGUUACUCACUGUAUACUUGUGUUGCACCUUUGCAGUGGAGACCUCAUAACCUAAAUUUGAUCUACGUGAUUUUCCAUUUAUAUUGUUGACAAAAUUUAUUUUUGUAAGAUUUUCAGGUACCAUAUUGGUGUAAUGUUGAUGCUGUACUGUCUGCUUUAAAAUCUGUACUCCUAGCUUAAAUAUGCAUAAUAUUCAGUUUUUCAGGCUACAACUCUUGCCAAAGUACUACUGCUUAAUUUAAAAAAUUGCAGUUUACAAAUAAACAAGCAUUAGAAAUUUU
Scleropages formosus (Asian bonytongue) is the source of this 3803-nucleotide messenger RNA. RefSeq names its product melanotransferrin (gene meltf). Gene Ontology annotation, cellular component: plasma membrane; extracellular region; recycling endosome. Bases 249 to 2438 code for a protein of 729 amino acids. The record is from RefSeq and is a predicted model, not a curated record. The transcript is spliced from 17 exons. Lineage: Eukaryota; Metazoa; Chordata; Actinopteri; Osteoglossiformes; Osteoglossidae. Gene Ontology annotation, biological process: iron ion transport.